Limanda limanda (common dab) is the source of this 2656-nucleotide messenger RNA. RefSeq names its product RAP1, GTP-GDP dissociation stimulator 1 (gene rap1gds1). The coding region runs from base 351 to 2174 and encodes 607 amino acids. NCBI's taxonomy places the organism in Eukaryota, Metazoa, Chordata, Actinopteri, Pleuronectiformes, Pleuronectidae. Gene Ontology annotation, biological process: positive regulation of GTPase activity. Gene Ontology annotation, cellular component: cytosol. Gene Ontology annotation, molecular function: guanyl-nucleotide exchange factor activity; protein binding. The record is from RefSeq and is a predicted model, not a curated record. The transcript is spliced from 15 exons.
AGCUCCAGCAGCACUCAGCCCAGCAGCUCCCCAGCCCAGCAGCUCUGCCCUGUCGGUGCGGACAUGAGAGGAGGUCGGCCGUGUUAGCCUGGUAGUCAGCCGGUGAUCAGGCACAGGCCGCCGCAGCAGCAGCAAGCAGCAGCAGCAGCAGCAGCAUCCAUCUGAGAGGGGACUGCCCCACCGGCCCCGGCGGCUGCGAGCUAACGUCAACCCGCUGACUUCACCGGCGUAAAAGGCGGUGUCAGGGACGACGAGGCGCGGCGUGGGAACACGGGGCCUCCGGCUUCUGCGACUCGGUUUUGUACCGCUGCCCUGGAGAGUUUAGCACGCCGGAGCAACAUCCUGCUGCGAUGGACAACCUGAGUGAGGCCCUGGAGAAGCUGAAGCUGGCAUCGACAGACAGCGCCACUGACAGCGUGGAGAGCUGUGUGGACUGCCUGCUCAAAGCUCUCGUCAACAACAACACUGAGGCCAGUAUGAAGAUCCAGGAGAUGGGUGUUCUCCCUCGGCUCCCCAACCUGCUGAGCCCCCAGUCUUCCUGCACUCCUAAAGUAGCCAACAUGAUUGCUGAGGUGGCUAAAAAUGAGUUCAUGCGGGGUCCGUGUGUGGAAGCUGGCCUCAUCCCUCCUCUCAUUCAGCUGUUAAACUCCAGCGACCAGGAGGUUUUACUGCAGACCGGCCGAGCUCUUGGCAACAUCUGUUAUGACAGCCAUGAGGGCAGGAGUGCCGUUGACCUGGCAGGAGGGGCUCAGAUAGUAGCUGAACACAUUAAAUCCCUCUACCAAAAUACUGAGCCGGAAAAUGAGAAGCUCUUGACUGUCUUUUGUGGCAUGCUGAUGAACUAUAGCAAUGAUAAUGAUUCCUUACAAGCCCAGCUGAUCAAUAUGGGUGUGAUUCCCACUCUGGUGAAGCUGCUAGGCCUCCAUUCCCACAACACAGCCCUGACAGAGAUGUGUCUAAUUGCCUUUGGGAAUUUGGCCGAGCUCGAGUCCAGCAAAGAGCAGUUUGCCUCCACCAACAUCGCUGAGGAGCUGGUGCGUCUCUUCCAGAAGCAGAUCGAGCACGAGAAGAAGGAGAUGAUCUUUGAGGUCCUGGCUCCACUUGCAGAAAAUGAUGUGAUAAAGCUGCAGCUGGUGGAGGCCGGCCUGGUGGAGUGUCUGCUGGACGUGGUGGCUCAGACUGUGGACGGAGAGAGGGAGGAGGACAUCGCCCAACUCAAGACCUCCUCCGACCUCAUGGUCCUCCUGCUGCUGGGAGAUGAGUCCAUGCAGAAGCUGUUUGAGGGAGGAAAGGGCAGCGUCUUCCAGAGGGUCCUGUCCUGGAUACCAUCCCACAACCAUCAGCUGCAGCUGGCGGGGGCUCUGGCCAUCGCCAACUUUGCUCGCAAUGACGGGAACUGCAUCCACAUGGUGGACACUGGUAUCGUGCAGAAGCUUCUGGAGCUGUUGGAUCGGCACGUGGAGGAAGGCAACGUCACUGUCCAGCACGCAGCUCUCAGCGCCCUGCGGAACCUGGCCAUACCCGUGGUCAACAAAUCCAAGAUGCUGUCAGCGGGCGUAGCAGACGUGGUGCUGAAGUUUUUGCAGUCAGAGAUGCCUCCAGUCCAGUUUAAACUUUUGGGAACAUUACGUAUGCUCAUCGAUACACAAGCUGAGGCCGCAGACCAGUUGGGAACCAACGGGAAGCUGGUGGAGAGACUGGUGGAGUGGUGUGAAGCCAAAGAUCACGCAGGAGUGAUGGGCGAGUCCAACAGGCUCCUGUCGGCUCUCAUUCGACACAGCAAGUCCAAGGAAGUCGUCAGAACUGUCAUCCAGGGAGGAGGAGUCAAGCAUUUAGUCACCAUGGCAACCAGUGAGCAUAUGAUUAUGCAGAAUGAAGCUCUGGUGGCUUUGGGACUCAUAGCGGCGCUGGAUUUGGUUGCAGCUGAGAAGGACUUUGUUGGAGCCAACCUGGUGUCAGUGCUGCACAAGCUGCUGUCAGAUGAGAGGAGUGCCCCAGAGAUCAAGUACAACUCCAUGAUCCUUAUCUGUGCAGUCAUGGGCUCAGAGCCUCUUCACAAAGAAGUCCAGAGCCUGGCUUUCAUCGACGUUGUGUCCAAGCUGAGGGCUCAUGAAAACAAGACGGUAUCCCACCAGGCAUCGCUCACAGAGCAGCGGCUAACUGCCCAGAGCUAAAUGACUGUGUCCGAGACCACCCCCUCCCCACUCACCCACCCACCUACCCACUCACCUACCCACCUCAAUGCCUGCCUGACCACCUUAUCACCCAAUGACACCUCAUGACUGCUCUCCUCUGUGCCCCAUUGUCACGUGCCAAGGUACCAUGUCGCGUUAACUGCCAGCCAGACACACAGAUGUGUCUCGACCCUCUGUCCCGCCCACCUCCGCUAGGGCUAGACUGAUGUGGCUUUUAGAACGCCUGCACUUUCAGCGUCUUUUCAAAUCACAGAUCUGAGUUUUUCAAAUUGUUUUUUUUUGUUUUAUUUUGAAUGACAAGACUUCACGCGAAAUGGGAUACCAAACCUCUCCUGAAAGCCAUAAUAAAGAGAUUUAUUUUGGGUGGGUCAGAUGUCCUGAAGUCAGGCUUUAUUUCAGGCUUCACAGUCUGAGUCUUAUUGCUCAAGUAGGGGAUUUAUCUUGAGGUCAAAACCACAGAC